AUGCCGGACAAAGAACCGUGGGAGCCUUUGGCCUUUGUCGAUUACCUCAUGCUGGGCAUAGUGUGUACCUUCCAAGCCUUUGCCCUGGGCGUGUGCAUCCAUCUAAUUCGUUGGCGGAAGUGGCCACCAUACGUCACCAAGAACGUCGAUAUCGUCAUCAUCAUGACAUUCGCGGGUUUCGCAUGGACAUUUGCGGCGGCGGUAGGCCACGGCCUUAUUCAGAGGAGCGAAGACGACUUCCUCGCCAACUGCUAUUUUGAGUCAACAGACGCCGUGCCGGCGUGUCCAACUCGACUCUUCAGGGUCCAGGUACUGCUACUAUCGAGUACCGGUCUGAUACCCCUGCUGCUGGCCAUCCUGGACCCAGACCUUUUCUUCUUCGACGAAACUGCCAACUCUUGCGGCACCUCGACGGGCGCGACGCGGGUGGUGCUGGGCAUGGACGCUUUUGGAUUCUCCAUGAUAUUGUGUCUCUGGCUUGUAUGUGCCCGUCAGCUGAGGUGGGUCCGGAAGCAGUUCAACGAGUAUGAGGCGAUGAAGUGGACCCUGUCAUGCCUGACUAUUCUCCUGUUCAGCUACGCGAUCGUGGUGGCCAUAAUUCUCGACGGCCACCACUGCUACGUCAGAAGAGUGGCCAUCGCGUGGGAGCCGUUCAAGAUGAAGCUGACAGGGAACGCAGAGUACUUGUACUCGUUCACCCAGGGCUUCUCGGAGAUGCCUUCCCCCGCACAGCUUAAAGCCAAUUUGGCGCAGCAGCUAUCCGUAGAGCAACUUCGGGUCGAGUUUCGGAGAUACAUCGAGGCUAAGGUGGCCCAUGAGCUGGUGGACUUUUACCUCGACUCCCUAGACAGGGAGGAGAUCAUGGAGUACUUCGCCAGACAGGCGGCGACAAUGCGCAUUGUGGACCAGUACAUCAGGGAAGGAGCCCCCGACCAGGUAAACAUAUCCGGGGAGUGCCGGGAUGAGAUUUUGUCAACGCAUGUGACGGCGUACGACAUUUUCGACCGCGCUAGGGCCGAGGUUCUGGAUGUUAUGGAGACCAACUUCCAGACGGAUUUCGUGGAGACGGAGGGGUUCCGUCGCAUCGUCAACGCGGCCGAGCUGGAGCAGAGACAGAUCCGUCUCCUUCAGGCUGAGGGUUUCUUGCUACCGAAUACCGGGACCUCACCGACUGACACGGAGGUUCUCUCUCCUUCCAGUCCGGACGGCGUGCUGGGCCCGUUCAGGCGCUUGUCCUUGGUGGGACGGAUGUUGUUUUCGUCUUCAGUAGGACCAGCUCGCACUUCUUUGUCUUCGGCAGCGCCCCAAGAUGCCGGCACCGGGGGGGGAGAGGGGGGCAGAGGUGUUGGUAACAACAACGGGAGCAGGAGCACCCAGAAUGAGGGAAAAGGGCGCGACGAGGAUGGCGACAUGGCCGUUGCUAAGACUGGUGGCGGCAAUGUACCUGGUGGCGGUGGUGAAGGGGGUGGUACCUCGUAA
Messenger RNA from Ectocarpus siliculosus, 1479 nucleotides. The record is from the annotation of a GenBank genome assembly. Lineage: Eukaryota; Phaeophyceae; Ectocarpales; Ectocarpaceae.